AAUCUCAGCAUCCACAAAAAAGCGCCUCCUCAGUCCUCUCAACUUCAACGCAACAAUGGCAUCCAUCUCCGUAGCCAACACCGUCUUCCUGCCUCAGAAGCCGCCGGUUUCCGCCAGGCUCGGCGCGCUUCCGAAGCAGGCGUCUCUGUUCGGCGUCAGGAUCGGCGGUAGGGUGAGGUGUAUGGCGACCUACAAAGUGAAGCUAAUCACUCCGGAGGGAGAGAAAACAGUCGAUUGCCCUAGCGAUACGUACAUCCUCGACGCGGCGGAGGAAGCAGGAAUCGACUUACCGUACUCGUGCCGCGCCGGCGCGUGCUCCUCGUGCGCCGGUAAGGUCGUGAGCGGUAGCGUGGAUCAGUCGGAGCAGAGCUUCCUCGACGACGACCAGGUAGACGCAGGCUUCCUGCUCACGUGCAUAUCGUUUCCUACUUCCGAUGUCGUCGUCCAGACGCACGCCGAGGAUGACCUCGCUGGUUAAUUCAUUUAUGCAAUCCGUUUUCAUUUUCAGUUCCUUCUGAUUCUUCGAUUUAGCAAUAAGACUUUUGAAAUCAAAUCUGUUGUUUGCUUCAAGUCUCGAGAAGAAGAACUACUGUCACUUUUGAGUUCUGUGGAUUGCAAUUUUAAACUCAAAUGAAAUUAUUCACCUUUUGUAGAA
This is a messenger RNA of Andrographis paniculata, 655 nucleotides long. Its product is annotated as ferredoxin, leaf L-A-like. The transcript has a single exon. The record is from RefSeq and is a predicted model, not a curated record. Gene Ontology annotation, biological process: electron transport chain. Bases 56 to 478 code for a protein of 140 amino acids. Gene Ontology annotation, molecular function: electron transfer activity; 2 iron, 2 sulfur cluster binding. NCBI's taxonomy places the organism in Eukaryota, Viridiplantae, Streptophyta, Magnoliopsida, Lamiales, Acanthaceae. Gene Ontology annotation, cellular component: chloroplast.